GGAGCCGAGCUUGCAGCCAUGGGGCCUCAGACCUGGGCAGUCUGCUCCCUCUUGCUGCUGCCGCUUCUGGCCGAGCCAACUGAGGAUUCAGACUUCUAUCUGGCCGGCGAUUACCUCCUGGGGGGGCUCUUCACCCUCCAUGCCAACAUGACGGGCAUCGUCCACCUCAACUACCUGCAGGUGCCCAAGUGCAAGGAGUAUGACACCAAGCUGCUGGGCUACAGCCUCCUGCAGGCCAUGCGCUUCGCGGUACAGGAGAUCAACAGUCAGCGCCGCCUGCUGCCAGGCGUGCAGCUGGGCUACGAGAUGGUGGACAGCUGCUUCACCUCCAACAACAUCCACCCCGUGCUCCACUUCCUGGCUCGGGACGACCGCCUGCUGCCCGUCCGGAGGGACUACAGCAGCUAUGUGCCCCGCGUGGUGGCUGUCAUCGGGCCCGACAACACGGAGGCCACCGUGACCGUGGCCCACUUACUCUCCCUCUUUCUCCUUCCACAGAUCACCUACAGCGCCAUCGGAGACCAGCUGCUGGACAAGCGCCAGUUCCCCGGGGUGCUGCGCACGGGGCCGGGCGCCGACCACCACGUGGAGGCCCUGGUGCAGCUGAUGCUGCACUUCGGCUGGAACUGGGUGGCGGUGCUGGCCAGCGGCGACGACUACGGCCGGGACAACAGCCGUCUGCUGGCCGAGCGCCUGGCGCCCAGGAACAUCUGCAUGGCCUUCCAGGAGACGCUGCCCACCCCGCAGCCCCACCAGGCGGGACCCUCGCCGGAGGAGCGUCGGCGCCUGCAGCUCAUCGUCCACAAGCUGCGGGAUAGCUCGGCCCGCGUGGCGGUCGUCUUCUCGCCCGAACUGGCCCUGCACAGCUUCUUCCACGAGGUGCUACGCCACAAGCUGACGGGCAUGGUGUGGCUCGCCUCCGAGUCCUGGGCCGCCGACCCCGUCCUGCACAGCCUGGCCGGGCUGCGCCGCGCGGGCACCUUCCUGGGCGUCACCGCUCGGAGCGUGCCCAUCCCGGGCUUCAGCGACUUCCACGCCCGGGCACGGUCACCGGCGACCCACGGGACCCCCCCGGGGACCACCUGCAACCAGGAGUGUGACGCCUGCCGGGAGGGCACCGCGUCCUUCGGUGCCGUGCUGCCCGGCCUGCGCGGGGCCUACGGCGUGUACUCCGCCGUCUACGCCGUGGCCCACGCCCUGCACAGCCUGCUGGGCUGCACGGAGACCCGCUGCUCCAGGGAGGUGGUCUACCCCUGGCGGCUACUUGAGGAGAUCCAGAAGGUCAACUUCACCCUCCUGGGCCACCAUGUCUACUUCAACCAGCAAGGGGACCUGCCCGUGGACCUGGAGGUCGCCCAGUGGCUGUGGGAGCCGAGCGGGACCCCCUUCCGCAGCGUCGCUUUCUAUGACCACUUGAAGCGAAAGUUGAACGUCACCCAUGAAGUCACGUGGCAUACGCCCAACAACGAGAUCCCCCUCUCCACAUGCUCCAAGGACUGCAUGCCCGGGCAGAAGAAAAGGCCAGUGGGCAUCCACCCCUGCUGCUUUGAGUGCGUUAACUGUGACCCUGGCACAUUCCUCAACAAAACUGCAGGUCACUUCCAGACCAACUACCAGCUGCCCCCGGGGCAUCCACAAUGGCAGUUUGCGUUCAGACGGAGACACAAAGAGGACCAAGGGGCCCAGAGCCGGGUCCUGGCCAGGCCAGGGCGACUGCCGCAGCCUGCUCCAUCCGGGAAGCUCAGCCUGGAGCCUGACCCGGGCCUGCCGGUCUCGCUGGCGCAGUUACAGAAGCUCAGCUUCAACGCCGUGGCCAGGGAAGCUGAACCUGAGCCCCCCAAGGACGCAGUGGGCACCCAGCACCACGCCCAGGGCAAGACCUGGGCCCUCGGGAAGCGCCCUGUGGACGCAGGGGAGCCGUGCCGCGACGUGAAAGCAAGGCACUCGAAGCUAGCUGUUCAGCUCGCUCCCUGCCUGUCCCUGGAGUGGUCCGCAGGCAGCAGCCAGAGGUCAGACCGCAGCAUCCGGGGAGAGGAGGACGUGGCCCGAGGUGUCAAGGUCCUUCAUCCUCCCUCCAUCCACCCACCAGGCCUCUGGGUCUCAGCAGCCGGCAGCUUUAAACAGCCACCACCAAUGGGCACCUUCUUCGAGGCCCUUCCGCUGGGCUCCUGUGACAUCACCUGUCGGCCUGACAAAGCUGAAGGCAACACACACAACUCACAGCUGCCCGUCGGGGAGGUGCCCGCAGUGGGAGUCCUCUAA
Messenger RNA from Erinaceus europaeus (western European hedgehog), 2262 nucleotides. Its product is annotated as taste receptor type 1 member 2. NCBI's taxonomy places the organism in Eukaryota, Metazoa, Chordata, Mammalia, Eulipotyphla, Erinaceidae. The coding region runs from base 19 to 2262 and encodes 747 amino acids. Gene Ontology annotation, molecular function: sweet taste receptor activity; G protein-coupled receptor activity. The transcript is spliced from 11 exons. Gene Ontology annotation, biological process: sensory perception of sweet taste; G protein-coupled receptor signaling pathway. The record is from RefSeq and is a predicted model, not a curated record. Gene Ontology annotation, cellular component: sweet taste receptor complex; membrane.